UAGAUACAGUCACAGAGCCGCGGGAGGAAGAGAGUUGCAGAAAUGAAGACAAUUCUUUCCUCAGAGACAAUGGACAUCCCUGAUGGGGUGAGUAUCAAAGUCCACGCCAAAGUCAUCGAGGUUGAAGGUCCUCGCGGAAAGCUUGUUCGAGACUUCAAGCAUCUCAACCUCGAUUUCCAACUCAUCACCGACGAAAACGGCAAGCGAAAGCUCAAAAUCGAGUCCUGGUUCGGCUCUCGCAAAACCUCCGCCGCCAUUCGCACUGCCCUCAGCCACGUCGAGAACCUCAUAACCGGCGUCACCAAGGGAUACCGCUACAAGAUGAGAUUCGUCUACGCUCAUUUCCCAAUCAAUGCUAGCAUCACCAACAGCAACAAAUCCAUCGAGAUCCGAAACUUCCUCGGCGAGAAGAAGGUUCGGAGAGUGGACAUGCUUGGCGGCGUUUCUGUUGUGCGAUCUGAAAAGGUGAAGGAUGAACUGGUUUUGGAUGGAAAUGAUAUUGAACUUGUUUCUAGGUCUUGUGCUCUCAUUAACCAGAAAUGCCAUGUUAAAAAUAAGGAUAUCCGGAAGUUUCUUGAUGGUAUUUAUGUUAGCGAGAAGGGAACAAUAGUGGAAGAGUAGAUCGUG
Molecule: messenger RNA, 627 nt
Organism: Abrus precatorius (Indian licorice)
Lineage: Eukaryota; Viridiplantae; Streptophyta; Magnoliopsida; Fabales; Fabaceae
Product: 60S ribosomal protein L9
Exons: 3
Coding region: 43-621 (192 amino acids)
Biological process (GO): cytoplasmic translation
Cellular component (GO): ribosome; cytosolic large ribosomal subunit
Molecular function (GO): rRNA binding; structural constituent of ribosome
Source: RefSeq, a predicted model, not a curated record